Nicotiana attenuata is the source of this 1454-nucleotide messenger RNA. Its product is annotated as GDSL esterase/lipase At2g40250-like. The coding region runs from base 147 to 1232 and encodes 361 amino acids. The record is from RefSeq and is a predicted model, not a curated record. Lineage: Eukaryota; Viridiplantae; Streptophyta; Magnoliopsida; Solanales; Solanaceae. The transcript is spliced from 3 exons. Gene Ontology annotation, molecular function: hydrolase activity, acting on ester bonds.
AACUCGUUUGUUCCAAGAUCAUGAUCUGAUCCUAAAAGCAAGGUAUUGGUGUCCCAAUUUAACCCAAACUUCUCUUUUCGUCGUUAUAAAAAUUCCUCCAUUUCCUCUUGAUCUACGCAUACUAGGAAAAGUAAAGGCUACGUAAGAUGCAGGGGAAAACAACCCUAAUAUUCUUUUUUCUAAUACCGUUCUUCAUUCUUUUCUUUCAACCCCAUCUAACUAAUGCAUCUUCAACAAAUAUAACUGCAAUUUUUGCUUUUGGUGACUCCGUUUUUGACCCUGGCAAUAACAAUGCUCUGCCUACUCUUUUCCGUGCCAAUCAUUGGCCAUAUGGUAAAGACUUUCCCGGCCAAGUUCCAACUGGGAGAUUCUCUAAUGGGAAAUUGACAACAGAUAUUUUAGUUUCACAGUUGGGAAUAAAGCAACUUUUACCAGCUUAUUUAGAUCCUAAGGUCUCUGACAAAGACUUGUUAACUGGAGUCAGUUUUGCUUCGGGUGGUUCAGGAUUGGAUGAACUUACUGCCAAGGAAAAUCAUGUGCUGUCAAUGGAGGAUCAGUUGAAUUACUUUGAGCAAGCCUUGAAGAGAAUGGAAAAAAUUGUAGGGGGAAAGGAAGCUGAACGUAUAGUUGAAAAGGCUUUGUUUAUGAUUUCUGCGGGAACGAAUGACAUGUUGUUUAAUUUUUAUGAUUUGCCAACUCGAAGAUAUAUUUCUUUGUCAGGCUACCAUGAUUUUCUACUCAAUAGACUUGAGGCUUUUGUCAAUGAAUUGUAUAAAAUGGGAGCAAGAAAAAUUGCUGUGGUAGGUCUUCCACCAAUUGGCUGCUUGCCUGUGCAAGUCACCAUUAAUAGUUUGCUGCCGAGCUUUCAUAUGUUUCGGCGUGUGUGCGUACAGCAGCAGAAUAUUGAGUCGCAGAGUUAUAACAAAAAGCUUCAAUCCCUCAUAUCCAGGUUGCGAUCUACACUCUCUGGCUCCAAACUUGUGUAUGCGGAUGUCUACAAUCCCCUUUUGGACAUUAUUCAAAAACCAUCAGUCUACGGGUAUGAUCAUAUCCUUGAAGGUUGCUGUGGAACAGGUUCCUUAGAGAUGGGGCCUUUAUGCAAUGAGUUCAAUCCAAUAUGUGUUAAUCCUUCAAGGUAUCUCCUUUGGGAUGCUGUUCAUCCUACACAAGCAACUAAUGAAUAUCUUGUUCAUAUUUUGCAGAGGACUGUGCUUCCCCAACUUGUUGACUAAUUGGGGUCGAUUAUGACAAAUGGUCAUUAGAUUUAAACUUGAUUCUUUUAACUAGGGAUUUCUUCUCUUUUUUUUUUUUAGCGUUAGAAUUUCUGAACUUUGAUAUUCUUUUAUACCAUGGUUAAACGUAAUUUUAGAGUCACCGGCUCUUGAAUUAGAUGAAGAGAUAUAAACAAUUCAUUAAUUAUUUGAAUUAUUGUUCUUCAAAGUGCCUUUGUUUUC